Molecule: messenger RNA, 4889 nt
Organism: Dromaius novaehollandiae (emu)
Lineage: Eukaryota; Metazoa; Chordata; Aves; Casuariiformes; Dromaiidae
Gene: ZNF639
Product: zinc finger protein 639
Exons: 6
Coding region: 248-1699 (483 amino acids)
Biological process (GO): regulation of transcription by RNA polymerase II
Molecular function (GO): DNA-binding transcription factor activity, RNA polymerase II-specific; RNA polymerase II transcription regulatory region sequence-specific DNA binding
Source: RefSeq, a predicted model, not a curated record
GGCGCGGCGCGGCGCGGCGUGGCCCGCCCCUUCCCCCGCGGGGAGCGCGGCGUCCGGAGGCGGCUGCGGCCCGGCGCUGGGCGCGGAGCGGAAGGUUUAAAGUGUUUUUAAAACGCUGUGACUCCCCGGCUGCAGGCCUUCUCUUGCUGAUGUUUUCACUGCAGUUGGAAGCAGUACAGGCAUCAGCUGCUUAGCUGCUGUUCCUCUUGCUGAGACUGAAGAGCCUACGGAUUUUGACUGGUUCAAAAUGAACGAACAUCCUAAAAAGAGGAAAAGGAAGACUCUGCAUCCUUCUCGAUAUUCAGAUUCUUCAGGUGUAAGCAAAUACAUAGACAAUAGUGGAAUUUUUUCUGACCACUGUUACAGCGUCUGCUCUAUGAAACAGCCAGAUAUCAAGUUUUCUGAUAACAGAGGUAGAUUCCACAGUCCUGUGCAAAGUCUAGAUACUGAUGAUGAUGGGAGUCCAGUGCAUGCUGGGACUUCGCAGUGGAGUGGAUCACAUUCAAAUGUUGUGGGGAUGCACUAUACAGACCCCAAAAAGAAAGACAAAGAAAAAGCUGCUAAUAAUGGAAUGUGCAAGGAUAUAUGCGAUUCACCUAUAUUCAGUGACAGCCCUACAGAAGAAGAGAAACCCCUUGAUAUUCAGACUGUAGAAAUUUCUACAACAGAGGUUAAUGCUGUAGAAGUUCAUGAUAUAGAAACGCAGACUGUUUCACCUGAGAAGCUAGAAGCUGAAGACCUAGAGGAAAUCCCUGUUGAAACCUGUAAAAUCUUUGAGAAGAACCAGGCUUUGAAUAUCACAGCUCAACAGAAAUGGCCUUUGCUGAGAGCCAACAGCAGUGGCUUAUAUAAGUGUGAGCUCUGUGAGUUUAAUAGCAAGUACUUUUCUGAUUUAAAGCAGCACAUGAUCCUGAAGCAUAAAACAUGUACAGACACUCACAUCUGUAAAGUUUGUAAAGAGAGUUUCUCCAGCAAAGUGCAGCUUAUUGAACAUGUAAAACUACAUGAGGAGGAUCCGUACAUCUGUAAAUAUUGUGAUUACAAAACGGUAAUAUUUGAGAAUCUAAGUCAGCACAUAGCAGACACUCACUUCAAUGACCACCUUUAUUGGUGUGAGCAGUGUGAUAUGCAGUUCUCUUCAAGCAGCGAGUUGUAUCUGCACUUCCAGGAACACAGCUGUGACGAGCAGUAUUUAUGUCAGUUCUGUGAGCAUGAGACAAAUGAUCCAGAAGAUUUGCAUAGCCAUGUGGUGAAUGAACACGCAUGUCGACUGAUAGAGUUAAGUGACAGCUAUAAUAAUAAAGAGCGUGGACAGUAUAGUCUCAUAAACAAAAUCAGCUUUGACAAAUGUAAAAACUUCUUUGUAUGCCAAGUGUGUGGCUUUAGGAGCAGGCUGCACACAAAUGUCAACAGGCAUGUAGCUAUUGAACACACCAAAAUAUUCCCUCAUGUUUGUGAUGACUGUGGGAAGGGCUUUUCAGGUAUGUUGGAAUAUUGCAAGCAUUUAAGCUCUCACUUAUCUGAAGGGAUUUAUUUGUGUCAAUACUGUGAAUAUUCAACAGGACAGAUUGAAGACCUUAAAACUCAUUUGGAUUUUAGGCAUUCAGCAGAUUUACCUCAUAAAUGUACUGAUUGUUUAAUGAGGUUUGGAAAUGAAAAAGAUCUUUUAAGUCACCUUCAGAUACAUGACACAGCUUAAUUAACAUUCUUUCCCUGUAAUCGAUUUGUUAGAAUUGGAAUUAUUUCCAGUCGGUCACUAAAAUGUGAAAUUAAAUACAAUUUAACAGCAAUUGUACAAUGGAGAAUACUAAUGUUUUGCUCUUUAUAUCAACAAAGCAUGUAUAACAAUUUGGCGUUGCGAAUUUUCUUAGGGGUUUCCGUAGGAAUAAUCACAUUUACAGUGUGAUGGAUCACAUGCUUGGGGGGGGGGAUGGUGGGAGUAGUUGCAUGUUAUAAUAGCAAUUUUGAAGGUCAUCUGUAUUUUCAUGUUUAAUGUGCAAGAGCAGCACUCUCAAGAGUUUAAAAAGGGACAAAGAGAAAGCCAACAUCUAGUUUCAUGCUUAAAUAACUGUACUUACCAUAGUGUUCUCACUUGCACACUGAACUCGUGAUACCCUCUGCAGCAGCAGGUCAGUGUGCUUAUCUUCAGCAAAUUGCGCUGACCCGCCAAAGAUAAGCAUGUUCUAAAAAUUCUCAGGCAUGCAAGUCUCCAAAUUCAUAUGUCAGCCUGCAUUUCCCACCCCUACUUUUGAUAAGCUUUCACAAUUGACCUGUUUUCUUGGAGUACUUACCCUACCUCAUCAUUCACUUCCUCUCUUUCUCUGUUCAGUGUUUAAUUUCGACUCCUAUCUGUGGGACCACCCAGCAAUACUCUCUAGUUCCUCAUCAACUCUCACAGAUUUACUACAGACUUCCCACAUUGGUUUUGUCUGCUUCAGUUACCUUCAGCUCGUAUCUUUCUUUUGAUGCACUAGUGAGACAUGUUGCCUGUGUGUAGAUUGGGUUGUGUUUUAAGGAGCAAUUGUAAGGGAAUUUGCUGGGUGAUUCAGCUGAGAAUGUACAGAGUGUGAUCUUCAUAUGUAAAAUCUUAAUUUAGCUCUCACUAAAAGGGUGUGUGUCACCAACUUCAUUUAGAGCAAGACUCUAUUAGUUUAUAAUUACAAUAAUUCUGUAACUUUGUAAUUAGCUUUCCACCACUGAUAAUUGGAGGACAGCUAUUUUAAUUCUGUAAAUCUGAAACUUCUCCCAUGUACUGGUUUAAAGCACUGGCACAGUACAUAAAUGCUAUUAACUUUAAUCAUUUUCAAAUGAUUUCGCACAUCACAUUCAGUAGUGCUGUCUUUAUAAUCUUUAAAAGCGAAUUUUUAAGCUUCAUUUGGUAGCUGUAUUUGAGUGACUAAUGCUUGGGCCAAUAAUAAGGAUGAGAUCGUUUAGAUUGUGCUAGCUAUUGGGGUGAAAUUACCCCUAAAUAAGUGGUGGAGUUUACAUUUCUUUCUGUAUUGAUUGUAAAUUUGUAAUGUAAGAUUGUCUAAUGCAAGCUUUAUAUAAAUAUAAUUCGUGUAUAAAACAUUUCUUGAACAAUGAGAUUUGGUGUUAGUAGCAGCAAGGUGUGCAAGAGUCUUUGCAUUGAAUUUUUAAAGCUAGGGAUAAAAAUUGGCUGAAUACAGUCAGCUUAUGGAAGUUCAGUUUCUAGAGAAGUGUUUCUGGAGUCUAAAUGAGCCAGUUAGUAUAUGUUGCUUUGCAGGAGGCAAGGCCAUUUUCAUCAUUUUGAAAUGCUGGUUUACUACUAAAUCUUCUGUGUAGUCAUUGAAAAGAACAACCUGAUCGUAUCAUGACUGUAUCUUACUAAUCCAUUUAUGGACAGUGACAAUGUCUGUAGCAGAAUUGCUAACUUCCUAUUUUGAACAUGUUUAUCCUGGCUGGCUUAAUAUGGUAGCAAUAACAUAGUUAACAUAAAGUAAUAACAAGAAUUCUUUUAGAUAUGGAAAGUUAAUUUUGCUCAUAUUGGUAUAAUUGAGGAGGGAGAAAGCUUGUCCUUCUCUUACAAGCUGCUCCUGGUGACGCGCAGGUGGAAUGGCACUGAUAAACGCUGGAGAGAAAGCCACCUCUUGGGAGACUGACAAUAAGAAAGGGCAGCACUGUGGAAGGCAUUGGAGAAUAGUGGGCUUAAGUGUGUCCCAUCCAGGAAAUGUGGUUUCGUAAGCCCGUGGAGCGCUGUGACACAGAAAACUUGUUUGACUCCUGAAUAACUUCAUGUUUGUAAUUUUUGACUUGUGUCGAUUUCUAAUCUGUAAAAUGGGAAUUAAAAGAAUACAUCAUAGGAAUGUUACGAAGACAGCUAAUUCAGAACAAAAAUACAUACCAGUGUCUGAUUAGGAAAUUUAUUGACGUUUGUCUUAGGUUGAAUUUUAUAAAUAAGGGAAUAAUGUUAGGGGUUUUUUUAAUAUCUAUCAGAAGGUAAAUGGAAGCUAGCAUGAGCAGGUGGUCUCAUUUUACCUUAGCAAGAACAGAAAUAGGAUACUUGCUUCCAAAUGAUUAACAUGCAAGUAUAUUUAGUAGAGAAAAUAGUCAAGUCUGUCGAGUUGGGAGGCCAACUGUUGUGCAUGUACAGACCUAUAUGUUGUUCCCCAUUGAAGGAGUCUACAAGGUAGUUGUGAAUUAAAGAGGAGAGCUUGGUUUAUUUACAUGAAAUGCGUAAGUGAAAGGACAGUGUUCUGAGAUUGCUGCAUUGAGGUGAAUUGAGAAGACUUGAAUGCUGCUGGGCUGAUAGUGCCAGAGACUUACCUUUAUCCCUAUAGCUUGAACAAUUCUUGGUCUUGAAUGAGAGAAAUUACCUGUAGUAGUCAGAAGGGAAUUAUGCCAAUACAUUUUUUUUAUGAAAGAGUAAAUAAGUGGGUCAAGUUUAAUUUUUUAUUACAGUGAAACCUGGAAGGUGCACCUGUUUCAAUAACCACAUUCAGUCUGGAAGCUUUAUAGAAUCACAAGACUGGCUUCAGAAAUAAUUUGUAUUUGGUUCUUUGUCUUCAGGAUUUUGAGCCUUUAGGUUAAAUGUAUGUUGUGUAUUUGAGCUUCCUCAAUCAUGUUCGUUACUGAGCAAGAGAACUUUUUAUAUGAAAGAUUCUGCUGACUUCAAAACAAAAUGAAAAACCAACUAAUUAUUGCAGAACUUAAAAUAUAGUAAAUUAGUAAUUUUAAAAUGAUGUGUUCUCCAUAAUGCUUAUUAAGUGCUGUAGCUUUUCAUUGUUGUUUGUGGUUCCCAUUUUCCUAUGUUCUUUCAUGGUGAUGUAUCAAAUGUAUAAAUUGGCAGUGCUUUUGAACUCUUUCAAGUAUUUUAGCAUUUGUCAUUUUAGUUAAUGGCUGACUUUGAUUAAACUAUGGUGCUGACAGUA